AUGUGCGAUCUACCCUUCUUCCCCAUCUUCCCCAUCUGCUUCCAAUGCGGCACCGAUCAGAAUCCGUGCCAUUGUAAGGUCGUCGGGCCGACACUGGGUGAUCUGUUGGCCGGCAUCGAUUUUCUGUGGCUGUGGAUGUACGCAGACUGGUCGAGAGUGAGGCUAACGUGGAACAGUGUGCUAGGAUACCCGGUUAAAUUGAACGGUCAAGUCAGUAACGCCAUACCGUUCUGA
Penicillium canariense is the source of this 234-nucleotide messenger RNA. RefSeq lists its product as uncharacterized. The transcript is spliced from 3 exons. The record is from RefSeq and is a predicted model, not a curated record. The coding region runs from base 1 to 234 and encodes 77 amino acids. NCBI's taxonomy places the organism in Eukaryota, Fungi, Ascomycota, Eurotiomycetes, Eurotiales, Aspergillaceae.